GUUGCCACGACGACAACGACUACAACAACGACAACCAACGACAACGACAACGGACGGCACUAGCGACAAUAACAGCGAGCAUUAGCAAGACUGCUCACCUCUCGCUCUGCACCUUUGCACAGACUCAUUAUCAUUCGAACUCCUGUCACUCCUCUCUUCACUCAACCCGACCACUGUCCAGCUUCCAGACGACGGUUACGAGUUGCCGUUUACCACGACGCGACCUACCAAAUCUGCUUUACGCAUCGUCUCUUCCCUACUGCUAGGACCGCGACACGACACGCCUCCGCGCGCCGGCCUCCAACUCUUACCCACUCCAGCUUUGGCAUUCACGCCCCCGCCUCCUAGUUGUUGCGCCGUUGCGACGGUGGACCCCCUUGACGCGCUGCAGACUCUGUCAUUCAUCUUGGAACCAUGUCCCAGUGGUCGCAAGCGGCUUCGUUAACCCCAUCGCGCCCUGCUCCGGCACCUCCAGGAGUAAAGCACGCCCCGUUAGGCUACUCGGCUGCCUCGCGGUCGACUCCACGAGACACGGGGUCGCCUGCUUAUGCCUCUAAGACGUAUGGCAACUCCUUCCCUGGUCUUAGCCCAGCGGGUUCUACACCUUCCAAUGAAGUUGUCAGCGCCAUCAUCCGCACUGGUGCCGCCCAGGUCGGUGGCGAAGGCUUCAUGAUCCCAUUCAUGCCGUGGCCCAAGAAAUGGCUCGUCCUGACAGUCAACGAGCUCCAAAUAUUCAAAAGCGAGCAAGCAUCGUCUCCAGCAUUCGUUUGUCAGCUGGCCGAGGUAGUGGACGUUCAGCGGGUCAACAACAGGGCGUUCUGCGUGGAAGUCGAGAUCAAGGACAAGAUCAUCUUCCUGGCGUUCAAGUCUGACGAAGAGGUCUAUGGCUGGAUGGAGGACAUCUACUCGCGUUCGCCCUUGAUGGGAGUCAGCCAGCCAACAAACUUCGUCCAUCAAGUUCACGUUGGUUUCGACCCAUUGACUGGUGGUUUCACGGGGCUACCACAACAGUGGUCGAAACUUUUGACCUCUUCUGCUAUCACGAAGGAAGAGGCUGCUCGUAAUCCCGAGGCGGUACUGGAUGUGCUCCAGUUCUACACCCAACAACAAAUGGGCCAGGCGGAUUAUGGCCCCUCGGUCAUUCUGUCUUCGUCUCAGCCCGCUGUCGCACCCCGUUUCACGUCGACUGCAGGGAUCACGGGACAAUCACUACCUACAGCAUCACGAGAUGCGCCACCAGCUCCACCCAAGCCUUUGCCGCGCCAUGAUGCCUCAAGAGACGAUCCGAAGCCUCAGCUGGAUUCUCGACCACCACCACGUACGCUGACUGCUGAACGCAAGGCUCCUGCCCCACCCCGACCACCGGUUACAGCAGCCAAGCCUGUGGAGAUCAAGCCUUCCGGCGGCCAGUCGAAGUCGGAGCAGUCUGCCGUCCCUGCUCGCCCGGCCAAGGGUCCCGAGCCAGCCCCAGUGGCAGCGCCAUCUGCACCUGCUCCGUCACGACAGGUCGAGAGGCGGAUCAGCACCAUGAAUGAGGCUCAAAUCAUGGACAAGCUGCGUUCCGUGGUCAGUGCAGAUGACCCAUCGACCAUGUAUUCCAAGAUCAAGAAGGUUGGCCAAGGCGCCUCCGGAAUGGUCUACGUGGCCAAGACCCUCUCCACCGGCAAAAAAGUUGCCAUCAAGCAGAUGGACUUGGCCCAGCAGCCUCGCAAGGAGCUAAUUGUUAAUGAAAUCAUCGUCAUGAAGGAAUCUCAGCACCCGAACGUCGUCAACUUUUUAGAAUCUUUCCUGGUCAAGAGCACCGAACUCUGGGUCGUCAUGGAAUACAUGGAGGGCGGCGCGCUCACGGACGUCAUCGAAAACAACAAGUUGACUGAAGAGCAGAUUGCCUGCAUCUGUCUAGAGACCUGUCGAGGGUUGCAACAUCUGCAUUCACGUUCCAUCAUUCACCGUGACAUCAAGUCGGACAACCUUCUGAUGAACGCCUUCGGUGAAGUGAAGAUCACCGACUUUGGCUUCUGCGCCAAAUUGACUGAUCAGAAGUCAAAGAGGGCAACCAUGGUCGGUACCCCAUACUGGAUGGCCCCGGAAGUCGUCAAGCAGAAGGAGUACGGUGCCAAGGUCGACAUUUGGUCCCUAGGCAUCAUGGCCAUCGAAAUGAUCGAGAACGAGCCGCCGUAUCUGGACGAGGAGCCUCUCAAGGCACUCUACCUCAUUGCCACGAAUGGCACACCAACGCUCAAGCAGCCUGACAAGCUCAGUCAAGACCUGAAGCACUUCCUCAGCGUUUGCCUUUGCGUGGACGUCAACUUCCGCGCAACGUCGACAGAGCUCCUAAAGCAUGACUUCUUGCGUCUGGCUUGCCCUGUGAAGGAUCUUGCACCAUUGCUGCGCUUCCGUCAAACCUUGGGAUGACCAACGUGAUGUGACAGGGAUGACCAGCAUGGCCAGAUGUCCGAUCCACCCUCCUACAUACCUGUAGUCUGACUGAAGGGUGAUAGUGAACGUGGACGUGCCGCGACCGCUAUCUUGGCUCCCGGAGGUUGCUCGUUUGCAUUCGUGAUAUCAAGUCG
Vanrija pseudolonga is the source of this 2573-nucleotide messenger RNA. It is a transcript of the gene shk2, whose product is annotated as Serine/threonine-protein kinase shk2. Gene Ontology annotation, biological process: regulation of MAPK cascade; intracellular signal transduction; protein phosphorylation. Gene Ontology annotation, cellular component: cytoplasm. Lineage: Eukaryota; Fungi; Basidiomycota; Tremellomycetes; Trichosporonales; Trichosporonaceae. The coding region runs from base 415 to 2415 and encodes 666 amino acids. Gene Ontology annotation, molecular function: protein serine/threonine kinase activity; ATP binding. The record is from RefSeq and is a predicted model, not a curated record. The transcript is spliced from 9 exons.